CUACGUAGACAUAGUUGUGUGAGCGCAGUCUCAGAGGAAAGGCGAGGUAGUCAAACGUCAGCUACGACCAAGAGCGUUUGUUAGUGUUGAUAGAAUAGCUAAUCUCCUGUUCUGCACCUAGAUAAUUCUCAUCUUUUAAAUCUUUUAACAAUGGUGGCGAAGCAAAGGAUUCGUAUGGCAAAUGAAAAACACAGCAAAAACAUCAAUCAAAGGGGCAACGUAGCGAAAACAUCGAGGAGCAAUGCUGAUGACAAAGUUGCUGUGGGACCAUGGCUUCUGGCUCUCUUCAUUUUUGUUGUGUGUGGAUCAGCAAUAUUCCAAAUCAUCCAGAGCAUACGCAUGGGUAUGUAAGAUGAGGACCAACAACCGUGAUUCAACAUGCCAAAGUUCUAUCCAUUCCACUGUUGUCCAGGAGGAUUCACGGACUAUACUAUGAAGUGAUUUUGCCAAGAUUUGUGUACCCAUGGAGAUCAUUGCCUUGUUCGUGCCUUAAGAAUUUUUUAAAGUUAUACAGUUGCAUUCCAAUUAAGGAUGUCUGAUUUGAUGUAAUGGCACAGGGUUGCAGCAGGAGCUGUAAUGUUUUCUUUUGGGGUUUUAGGGUGGCAUGCUAUAAUUGUUCAACAAUAUCAUGUAAUUGCUGUCUAGGCUUACUUUUUCCUGUCACGAAAAGGAUAUGAUGUGACCAAAUUACAUGGGAUUUGCACAAGUUACAAAUGAAGUGAAGACUUUAGAAGAUGAUUCUAUAAGCACGCCCAGGAUGUUUGUAAUGUAAUUUAUAUAGAGCCUACAUAGGUUUAGCUUCCUUGCAUCAUCGACUAAUGAAUGCCACAUGUUAGAACAGGUGUGUAUUAGACCCGUGCUGUAUUUCUCAGCAGAGUUAAUGAAUAUCUGUUGUUGAAGAACAAAGAAUAAUACAGGAAAAUAAAUGAUUAUGCAGUUUGGCAUCUUCUUUACAACA
This is a messenger RNA of Clupea harengus (Atlantic herring), 958 nucleotides long. Its product is annotated as stress-associated endoplasmic reticulum protein 1. Gene Ontology annotation, biological process: endoplasmic reticulum unfolded protein response. NCBI's taxonomy places the organism in Eukaryota, Metazoa, Chordata, Actinopteri, Clupeiformes, Clupeidae. The record is from RefSeq and is a predicted model, not a curated record. Gene Ontology annotation, cellular component: endoplasmic reticulum.